CUCACAGUGAUCCUCCUGCCUCGUCUCCCAAGUGCUGGAAUUACAUGUGUGAGCCACCAGGCCCGACUUGAGAGCCCUACGUGCUUAGGCAAAGAGUAUUCCCUCCCUCCCAGGCAUCUUUGAAAGAGUCUGGCUCUCAUGGCCAAGGUGUUCUGCCCAUCUGAAGGAGAGACUAAGGCUACUUCCUGGCCUGGAGCAACCACACCCCUUCUACUACUGUCACCUGUGGGCCAACCAAAGUCCACUGCUUCAUCAGCUCCUCGGCUGUGAUAAAAGCUUCCUGUGCUUAGCAGCCUUCACAGAACCUGGCAGUUUAUGGUAUCACUGUCCAGGCACUCAGGAACUCUUGUUUUCAGCCACUAGAGAGCCUCAGAGACCCCCCUCCCCAGGUGCCUUCUCAGGGCAGAGCUGCAGGCCCAACUCUGGCCUAGCAGCUGCCUGGAGCUCACAAUGAGGAGGAGGAAGAGGCUGAUUUUCCUUCUGGUCUAGGAAUUAGUCGAACCUCAGUCUUCCUAGAGAAAUGCUGUCGACCGACAAAUGAAUGGAAAGACCGACAAAUGAACAGAAAGACAGCUGCUCUGAAGAGUCCUGUGACCUACACAGAGAAACCAGACAGUGCCCAGGAGACCCUGGACUGCAGUCUGCACUGGCCAGAAGGCUUGAAGGGCAGAGAGAUAAAGAAGUAUGGCCGGGAAGGGACACUGCUAAAUAAAUACAACGAGCAAUACCACAAGCUCUUCAAGGACAUCCCCUUGGAGGAGAUGGUACUCAAAGUGUGCUCCUGUGCCCUCCAGAGGGACCUCUUUGUCCAGGGCCGGCUCUACAUCUCCCCCAACUGGCUGUGCUUCCACGCCAGCCUCUUUGGCAAGGACAUCAAGGUGGCCAUUCCCGUGGUGUCUGUGCAAAUGAUAAAGAAACACAAGAUGGCGCGGCUCCUCCCCAAUGGCCUGGCCAUCACCACCACUAGCCAGAAGUACGUCUUUGUGUCACUUCUCUCCCGGGACAGCGUGUAUGACAUGCUGAGGAGGGUUUGCACCCACCUGCAGCCUUCCAGCAAGAACAGCCUGAGUGUAAGGAAAUUCCUGGAGGAACCCGAGUGCAAGUCUCUGGAAGUCCUCAUUCCAGAGAUGAAAUGGAGAAAAAUAUGCCCUGCCUCCAGGUCCCUGUUGCUCCCAGACAACAUCCCCUGUGUCCCUCAGGAAUCGCUGGACUCCACAGAUGGCCUCUUCCCCUCCGGGAAACCUCCAGGGCCUGAGAAUGCUGUCCCUGAGGCCCAGGAGCUCGAGGGGGAGCCAGUGAGAGAGCAGGAGCUGUGGCUCUGGGAUUCCCAUCUCCUCAAGGUCAUCUUCAUGCUGAUCUGCUUCUUGGUCAUGUCCUCGUCCUACCUGGCAUUUCGCAUCUCCCAGCUGGAACAGCAGCUGUGUUCCUUGGAUUGGAAUGGGCCGGUGCCUGGGCACGGGUGCAACGGCCUUUGAGACUAAGGGUUGGGGUAAGAGCCAAGUUGCCUGUCCCCUAGCUGCACUUGGCACCAUUGGAGCCGGCCUGAUGUCCAUGGUGAGGUCAGGCGGUGUUGCCGGUACACAGGUCCCACUUGCAGUGCAGGGAGAAAGGCUUUUUGGGGCCCUCCUGCUUGUGCCUGUCAGCCUCGGCCCUUUCUCUGAUCUGAGCGUCUUCCCUGGAGCAGGUAGCAGCUGCCUGGCUUUUGUCCUCACACCUCUGAGAAGAAUGCUUGGAUGCUCAGACUCGGGGACCCCCGCUCAUGCUGCUGCUGUGCUGCAGCUGAGUGUGAAGGAAAACAUUCCCGCUCCUCCUCCUUCUGCCCGUCUUCUCCUGUCCUCUGCCAGUGAGCUGAGACACCUGUUUACAAAGUAACCGACUCAAACAGAAAGCUGGAUGCUUGGAAGCGGCUGAGGAAUUCUGUACACUGGGCUUCAGCAGCCACUUCAGAGAGAACAACGUGUGACUUGCUCUUUGGAGACCACUCUGGCACACAGGCUGGGGGCCACCUCCAGAGACAGAAGCCGCACUUUGAUGCCUGGAAUGUGGCUCCCCGGAGGGUGGGGCAGCGCCCAGAGCUCAGAGCACCUGUCCGCUUUGUUGCAACACACUUGGGGCCCCUCGGGCCCCUCAAGUCCCUGUGUUGGAGUCCACAGGGCUCUGCAGGGAGCCAGGCACCUGUCAGGCCUGGGCAGGGGCUGUGAAGGCAGGCAGGAGAGCUCCCGGCCGGGAUUCCAGCCGCAGAUGAAUAUGCACCUCUGAGCAAGGUCCCUCUUGUGGAGUUCAGCUGACGCUGAAAGAUGGCAUCCACAGUAGGGUGUGUUGGUGGGGGCUGUGAAGGCCCAGAAUUCCAUGUCCCCAGCUGUCACUUUCUGGUGAGACAGGUGGGGUUGGGCUUUUGAGCACUGUGGUCACAGAUCUGGUACCGGGUUUAUCCUUGGUUUUCUCAACCAUUUCCAAAGUGUCCCAGGCCCUGGAAGUAGGUGACAGGAAGGAUGGGAGGCCAUGCUGUGUCCUUCCUGCCUGACUGCCCGCAUCUCAGGCAUGGCCAGCAGCAGCUGGGGGGGAGGUUUGGCUGGGGAGCCGAGUGUGAUGGCUUCAUUCAUGUCACCUGUCAGUGUGCCAAGGGCCAUGGGCCGUGAAGGCUCUGUUCUCCACUGAUAAGACGGGCGUGUCCCAGGUGAGCCUGGUUCAGUGCAGAAGGCAGGUGAAGGGGCUCUACCUGACCUUGGGGACCCGAGGGGUAGGGGAUGACAGGAAAUAGCCGCCAUUUCCUCUCUGCGACACAAGAAAGGGAGAUCAGGUGGAAAUGAUUUAUGCAGAGCUGCAAUUGUCCUGUUGAUGACAACCCCAAAGGAGCCCUGACUGCGGGACUGGCAGCAGGUGGCAGCUCUCGGAGCCCUUCUUGGAGGUCUCUUUGUCCUCCCCUCAUCCCCUUUCUCAGACUGAGCCUGGAGCCCAGCCUCAUGUGCUCCUUGCCCCGAAUCUCCAUGUCUCAGGUGAAACUCGCUGCCCGUACCUCACGGUGCCAUGCUGGGUGAGUGCCUGGCUUUGGGCUUUGGAGGCGGGGCAGCCCCCUCUGUCACUCACUGCCAUCGUAUGUUCAGGGACACAGUCCUCCUUGUCCAGUGCUUCACCUUUCUGGUCCUUGCAGAAAGGCAGGAAGAACAAGCCCUAGCCUCGCUAGGUCAAGCCGGCAGCCGUGGGAAGUGCCAAGUCAUGGGUGGUUGUGCCAGGACUCUGGAGAGCCUGAUCCCCAGCCAGACGCUGGGCUUAGGAAGGGAGGAGGCCUGCGGUAGGCAGGUGGCUCAGGGUUCCAUGGAGGCCUCGAGCUCUGAGCAGUGUGCUUGUGCCAGUACCGCCUGAGCAUCCACUUUAUUUCUCCUUUUUGUGCCCCAGCUUGGUCCUGCUGUGCUAUGCUGUAAACUCUGAGAAUUUAUACAUUCCUGCCUGCAUUGGCUGAGGCUCCUUUAAUUCUAUGAAACUUUGGGUUUACCAGUCUUGGUUGAUCCACUAUGGUUUUGUUUUUGGGUUGUUUUUGUUUUUGUUUUGGUCUGGUAACAGGGAUCGAAUUCUGGACCUUGUGCUUGCAAGGCAGGUGGCAGAACCACUGAGCUAAAUCCCCGGCCCAUGAUCCACUAUGGCAUUAGACUUUGGCAUUUUUUGAAAUAAACCUGCUAUUUUCUAGUGUCCUGAGGCACGGAAAGUUCAUUUUUAUCCCGUGGCAGUAGAUGUGCUGUACUGACAUGCGUGGCACCGAGGAGACUGGUGGAGCCCACGUCAUUACCAGGACCCCGAGGACGCUGCAGAUCUCGAAGGAUCUAGCUGAGUGAGCAGACUUGCUCCCCAGUAUAUGGAGAAGGGUGAGGGUGACCACAGCCUCCUUCCUCGGCAGGGUGGACACCGAUGGACAGUAUGUCCUUGUUUCUCCACUGUGAUGUGCCCUAAUAGUUCUUGACUCAGGAAUGACUGACUGUAUGGAAGUCAAAGACAGAAGGCUCCUGUGGCCUUUUCUAUGACUCAGAGCCUACAGAAGCUAUGUUCUGAUUUGGGUCACAUCUUAUUUCUUCUGCCCCCUUGAGUCCAAACCCUGCCCCAGCUGUUGUGCUCAGCAUGAGGUACUGUGGUGACCAUGCAGGCAGUGGCUGUAUCCUAAUGACACCUGCCUUAAGUUCAUGCACAGUGAGUUCCGAGUGGAUCUAGGAACAAACGGGAACUGUAGAUUGGGCUCAGAUUCCAUAAAGGUCAGCAAUAGUGAUAGGCGGUAAAGAGGGAGAUAGCUUUCCAUGGGGCAGUCGAGAAAUUUCUCUGAAGUGACGCUUAAGCUGUUACCUGUAAGACAAGGUGCCAGUGCUGGGAGCAGAACUCCUGGAAGAGGGAUCAGCAGCUACAGGUGAUAGAAAGGGCGUAUGGGUCUCAACUUUUUUUUUUGGUACCGGGGAUCGAACUUGGGUCUUUGUGCUUGUGAGGCAGGCUCCGGAACCACUGAGUUAAAUCCCCAGCCCGGGCGUAUAGAUCUCUAGGCUGCUAACCAAGUGACGGUGAUGUGAAAGUCAACUCAACAACAAAGAAAUGGCUGGGGAUUUAGCUCAGUGGUUCCACCACCUGCUUCGAAAGCCCAAG
This is a messenger RNA of Fukomys damarensis (Damara mole-rat), 4620 nucleotides long. It is a transcript of the gene Gramd2a, whose product is annotated as GRAM domain containing 2A. Gene Ontology annotation, molecular function: phosphatidylinositol-4,5-bisphosphate binding. The transcript is spliced from 11 exons. The record is from RefSeq and is a predicted model, not a curated record. The coding region runs from base 558 to 1475 and encodes 305 amino acids. Gene Ontology annotation, cellular component: organelle membrane contact site; endoplasmic reticulum membrane; extrinsic component of cytoplasmic side of plasma membrane. Gene Ontology annotation, biological process: regulation of store-operated calcium entry. Lineage: Eukaryota; Metazoa; Chordata; Mammalia; Rodentia; Bathyergidae.